AUGGCAAGAAAUGGCGCCGAGGGAUCUUCGGUACAUGAGUACGAAGACGUAGACAAGAGGUACGAAGAAAGGGAUGGCAAAGAUGUCUUUGUGCUGAGUUCCGGGCUGAAGCGGCAAGUCCCCAGAGUACCACCAACUCGUCAUCGUGACAAAGACGAAGACCAGAAGUACAAAGACGAAGACAAGAAGUACGAAGACGUAGACAAGAAGUACAAAGACGAAGACAAGAAGUACGAAGACGUAGACAAGAAGUACGAAGACGUAGACAAGAAGUACGAAGACGUCCCCAGAGUACCACCACCUCGUCAUCAUGACAAAGACGAAGACAAGAAGUACAAAGACGAAGACAAGAAGUACGAAGACGUAGACAAGAAGUACGAAGACGUAGACAAGAAGUACGAAGACGUAGACAAGAAGUACGAAGACGGUAAGAAUUGUUUUGCAUUGAGCUCCGGGUUGAAGCGCAAAGAACCUGAAGUACCACCACGUCGCGAUCGUAAAAAAGAGUCCAAAGACGUGGACAAGAAAGAUGUAUCUAACGUGUCCAGCUCUGGACUUAAACGUGAAAUGUCCCCGCCUCGAGUCCGCCAUCUUGACAUGGGAGAUCAUGUGGUGGACUAUGGAGGGUACAAGGAAGAAACCCACCCAGAUGACAGCUACAAACCAGACGAUACAUACAGGGGUAAAGAUGAGAAGAAUUGCUGCUCUGGUCUUGAUGCUAAAGGGUGCGUCACGGAAAUGUGGAGUAAGUUUAAAUCCAGGAGAGUCUAUGCACUGGGCUGCGGACUCGUGGUGAUAGUGGCAGUUGUUAACGCUGUAGUCCUGUCAACUUAUCUCGGAUCUGAGAGUAAGGAACACGAUUCCAAACCUCAAGGCGAUAUGAUAAACGGAGACAAGCUGAAGAAGCCUUUCUUUACUCCAUCGUUCACCGAGUUCUACGCAGAAAACAUCUCGACUGUUGUAAACUCGACUUUAUUCUCUUCACCGUCGAUGCUGGCAUUAAAAGAAUUCGUGACUACAACCAGCGGAGACGAUGACAUCUCCCCCGUUACCCUCACAUCGGCAUCUCUAUCAACAACGGCUAUUGACGAGUGUAUAAGGAACCCCUGCCAGCAUGGGACCUGUGUGAGCAACGGUGGAGCAUACGAUUGUACCUGCUCACCUGGAUGGACUGGACAGAACUGUCAGCAAGAUAUCAACGAGUGUACCAUGAAACCAUGCUUACAUGGGCGAUGUGAGAACAAAGAUGGCGGAUACAACUGUACCUGCUCACAUGGAUGGACUGGACGAAAUUGCCAGGACUCAGCCGGCCCGUGCCAUAGCGGUUGGACAGAGUAUAACAACCACUGCUACAGGGUGAUAAAAGAAGAAGUUGACUGGGUUACGGCAAGCCGGGGUGUGAUGCACUCGCACUGGGUACAAGCCUUGCUUCUAUCAGAGACAGGAGCGAGAACAAGUUCAUUGAAGAUCUUAUCUCUGCAGCUAGUGAGUGAUAUGCAACUCUUUAUCACAUUCCUGCACUGCAACUAUAGGUGUCGCUGCUUGCAGAUGCGGUCCCAAACGUAAAGCACAUAUUAUACGUAUUCCUGUAAUUACAGGUUCUAAAUGGAUGCCCUUCGCCCACUGGCUAUGGGUUGGACUACGGUUCGAUAGCCGCACUCAUGAUCAGCAUCUGAAGUGGACGGAUGGGUCAGGAACAUCUUACACAAACUGGGCUCCAGUAGACAGUAUCCAACUUGGUAUAUCUACAGUCGUAGACGUACUUAUGGCCAUUGACAGUGGGUACAGAUGUGUCGGUGUGUACCCCAAGGCGACAACAGUCUUAAGUGGAGGAUGGUCGUUCACGCAAAUGAAGGUGCAAAGAGGCAUGUGGAAGAAGAUUCCAUGUGAGAGGAAGCUUCCCUACAUUUGCAAAGGUCCAAGUAACAACAACAAGCAUAACAGCCAUGGCUAGAUCUGCCGAAGAGAAGGAAAUUGAUACCAGAAAGAUGAUAUCAUUAAAAGAGUAUUCAGUAUACAGGAAGGAAUGAUAUUGUACACUGUGAGUGAGAAUUAAGAUUUAGUAAAAUUCCUUCCAUAUUCUUUUUCUUAGACAAUACGUAGCUUGACUGUCUGUUUCGUAUCUUACAUCAGAAAUCUAAGUCCUGGCUUAAGAGACCUACAUUACAAUGGACAGACUCAAGUAUAGAAAGAAUUAGGAAGUUAUAAAAUGAUACCUAUAAUCCUAAAUCGACUGACGCCUGUCUUAUUUAUUAGUGAUCUAUAUUGUAAUGGUCAAGUAGAGUCAGUUUAAGUAAGUUAGAAAAUUUCAAGUUAUUAAGUGAAUGUUACCAAAGAGAACGGAAUGAUGGAAUCGGUGUUCCCAAAUUUAGACUACCAAAUGUUCUGGUGGAGCAGCAUGUACAAUGUGCAAGGAGAAGCGGUACAAUGCAGGGUGGGGCCUUUAUUACUGGACGUUCUAACGUUAUAUCAAUUGUUAUUAUACCAUGUGUGUUAAUCACAUUUUCAAAUUUAAAUGCCUAUAUUUAGUUGCUCUCAUAUGGCUUUUUUUCGUGCAGAUUGUUUCUAUCUUAAAUAUUUGCCUCUAAACAUAGCAGUGUGUUUUCUGUUAAUUUAUGGAAUCAAGAGAUUAAAAUGUGGCUUCAAGA
Messenger RNA from Branchiostoma floridae (Florida lancelet), 2648 nucleotides. RefSeq lists its product as uncharacterized. The record is from RefSeq and is a predicted model, not a curated record. Gene Ontology annotation, molecular function: calcium ion binding. Lineage: Eukaryota; Metazoa; Chordata; Leptocardii; Amphioxiformes; Branchiostomatidae. The coding region runs from base 1 to 1566 and encodes 521 amino acids. The transcript has 8 exons.